Molecule: messenger RNA, 959 nt
Organism: Camelina sativa (false flax)
Lineage: Eukaryota; Viridiplantae; Streptophyta; Magnoliopsida; Brassicales; Brassicaceae
Source: RefSeq, a predicted model, not a curated record
GAGUGAAGAGCUCAUCGAAGAUGGUCUAAACGUCAAUGAAACACCUGAUGCUUUCGAGUUACAUAAGUGAGAGCAACAACGAUACAGACGCAAUCAGAAGAAGACGAAGAAGGUUUCGAGCAUUGACAAGUCAUGCGGAUUCUUGCUGCUCACCUAGCUAAUCAUUUUCGCAGAGGAAGAAACGCGUAUCAUCCUCGAUCUCGGAAUUAUUCCUCGGUGAACAAGAAAGAUGACCUUACAUUGGAGGAAGAAGCUGAGAGGAAAAUAGGCUGGUGUCUCAAAAUUUUCUUUGCUGGGACAGCCACGUAUAUUGGAUACCAGUUUUUCCCUUACUUGGGUGAUAACUUGAUUCAGCAAUCCAUAUCGCUUUUACAUGUGAAGGAUCCCUUGUUUAAGAGAAUGGGAGCUUCUAGGCUUUCCCGUUUCGCCAUUGAUGAUGAAAGGAGAAUGAAGGUUGUAGAGAUGGGUGGGGCUCAAGAGCUUCUACAUAUGUUGGGAAGUGCUAAAGAUGACAAGACAAGGAAAGAAGCUCUCAAGGCGCUUGCUGCUCUCUCUAAAUCAGAUGAAGCUGCCAAGUUCCUGGACUCUAAUGGAGCACUCUCUAUUGUCAAAUCGACUCCAGAUUCCUUGGAAGAUUCAGACAUUUCAACAUACAAGUCAAACAUACUUGAGAAGCUAGAUGAUAAAAACCUCACUGUGUCUCCCAAGUAAGAUAUUCUUUUGAAAAAAAGGAUCACAAGUCUAGGUAUCUCCAUAGACCAUAGUGCUAAGCUUUAGAACUGUAUAAUUUUGUUUUCCUUUUUUCCAUCUUAUAGAACUCUUCAUUUUGUUGUUGUUCCGGAUGAAAGAAAUACAGAGUCUGAUUCAGACAAAUCAAGCUUCAAUUCUCAAUACUCAAUAAUGUCUGAUUCAUAUGUUCUUUGUUAUGAAUGGAAUGCAAGAAGAUAAGUUUUAAAGAA